Messenger RNA from Anopheles funestus (African malaria mosquito), 4276 nucleotides. RefSeq names its product FACT complex subunit spt16 (gene dre4). Lineage: Eukaryota; Metazoa; Arthropoda; Insecta; Diptera; Culicidae. Gene Ontology annotation, biological process: transcription elongation by RNA polymerase II; positive regulation of transcription elongation by RNA polymerase II. Gene Ontology annotation, molecular function: nucleosome binding. The coding region runs from base 424 to 3663 and encodes 1079 amino acids. Gene Ontology annotation, cellular component: FACT complex. The record is from RefSeq and is a predicted model, not a curated record. The transcript is spliced from 9 exons.
UCACCGGUGGAAUUGUAAACGCGCGCUCAAAACGCCCGUCGCCAUAUUGUUAUUUAUUUGCAAGCCGUGCGUUCCGUCGCAAUUGUGCCGUCCGGUGUCGAUCCAGCUGUAAAGGCAUGUGGGAAGCGAAUUCCGUGCUGCUAGUUUUCUUGUGCGCCUGAUAAAAGUCAGCUUACGUGUUUCUAUGGUGUUUGUAUCGCUGGACGAUUUGCAAAAAGUGCUUGUCCAAAGCCAGCUUCGAUGUGAAUGACAGUUUGCGGAGACGCUGGUAGCACUCAUUGGUUGGAGCGUGUUGUUAAAGCGAAACUUGUUCAGCUUCCACGCUUGUAUCGGCUACAUAAAUACGUAAACGGUGCCUACGGUUUCGUUUCCCAGAGUAAAAAGUACCGGUGAAAUAGAAUCACCCAGCAGCAGCAUCGUAAGAUGGCAAACAUCGUGCUGGACAAAGACUGCUUCUUCCGGCGGAUAAAGCGGCUGUACGCAAACUGGAAGGAUCCGGAAUUCAAUCAUGAUGAUGCGCUGUCGAAGGUAGACUGCAUAAUGACAGCGGUAGGUGUGGAUGAGGAAACGUUCUACAGCAAGUCGACGUCACUGCAAACUUGGCUGUUCGGCUAUGAGCUAACCGACACGAUCAGUAUAUUUUGCGAAAAUGCCAUCCUGUUUCUUACCAGCAAGAAGAAGAUUGAAUUUCUGAAACAAAUUGAGAAAGAUUCGGAAGACGGUCUGCCACCGAUACGGUUGCUCGUUCGUGACAAGAAUGACAAGGAUAAAGCAAACUACGAGAAGCUGUACGACGCGAUGAAGGGUUCGAAAGCAGGUAAGACGGUCGGUGUGUUCACGAAGGAUAACUUCCCGGGCGAGUUCUGUGAGAAUUGGCGCGCAUUCCUGAAGGAUAAGCACCUCACCAAUGUUGACAUAAGUGUGCCGAUGGGAUACAUCAUGUGCCCGAAGGAGGACUCGGAACUGUCGACGAUCAAGAAAGCCUGUCUCGUGACGAUCGACGUGUUUAACAAGUAUCUAAAAGAUCACAUCAUGGAAAUUAUCGAUGCGGAUAAGAAAGUGAAGCACGUGAAACUAGCGGAAGGGGUGGAAUCUGCCCUUACGGAUAAGAAGUAUGUAAGCGGGGUGGACACGAACCAGCUAGAUAUGUGCUAUCCUGCCAUCAUUCAAUCCGGUGGCAACUACAGCCUCAAGUUCAGUGCGUUCAGUGACAAAAACUAUUUACACUUCGGAUCGAUCAUCUGUGCGCUCGGGGCACGGUACAAAUCGUACUGCUCGAAUAUCGUACGCACGCUGCUGGUUAAUCCGACCGACACCAUCCAGAAGCACUACAACUUUCUGCUCAACCUGGAGGAGGAACUGUUGAAAAAUCUCGUACCCGGCAAGCGCCUUUCCGAGGUGUACGAUAUGGGGCUCGAGUAUGCCAAAAAGGAGGAACCGAAGCUAGUGGACAAGCUGACGAAAACGUUCGGCUUUGCGACGGGGCUUGAGUUUCGCGAGAAUUCAAUAACGAUCAGUCCGAAGUGUGUGGCCGUGCUGAAGAAGGGCAUGGUGUUCAGCCUGAAUGUGGGGCUGGCUGGGCUAGAAAACUCGGAAGCAUCGGAUAAGGAGUCGAAGGUGUACGCACUGUUCAUCGGUGAUACCGUGCUGGUGACGGACGAAUCGCAAGCCGUCGUAUUGACACAGUCGAAGAAAAAGAUCAAAAACAUCGGCAUCUUCCUGAAGGACGACGAUGACGAUGAUGAGGAGGAGGAGGAAAAGGAUACGGAACCGGGGCCGGAAAUUUUGGGCCGCAGCGGCAAACGUUCGACCGUGCUGGAGAGCAAACUGCGCAAUGAGCAAAGUUCGGAGGAAAAGCGUAAACAGCACCAGAAGGAGCUGGCCAUCGCUCUGAACGAGAAGGCGAAGGAGCGGUUGGCCAAACAGGCCGGUGGUAAGGAGGCGGAAAAGGUACGCAAAUCAACCGUUUCGUACAAAAGUGUCAAUCAGAUGCCGCGCGAACAGGAAGUGAAGGAACUGAAGCUGUAUGUGGAUCGCAAGUAUGAAACGGUCAUCAUGCCGAUCUUCGGUGUUCCGGUUCCGUUCCACAUUUCCACCAUUAAGAACAUUUCCCAAUCGGUUGAGGGAGACUACACGUAUCUGCGUAUUAAUUUCUUCCAUCCGGGAGCCACGAUGGGUCGUAAUGAGUCCGGAAUGUAUCCAAAUCCCGAUGCGACGUUUGUGAAAGAGGUUACCUACCGGUCAACAAAUACGAAAGAACCGGGUGAAAUAGCGGCACCAUCGUCCAACCUUAACACGGCAUUCCGGCUUAUCAAGGAGGUACAGAAGCGCUUCAAGACGCGCGAAGCCGAGGAACGCGAAAAGGAAGAUUUGGUUAAGCAGGACACACUGGUGAUGUCACAAAACAAGGGUAACCCCAAGCUGAAGGAUCUCUACAUUCGACCAAACAUCGUCAGCAAGCGUAUGACCGGUUCGCUGGAGGCACACGUCAAUGGUUUCCGCUACACAUCCGUGCGCGGUGAUAAGGUGGACAUUCUGUACAACAACAUCAAGAGCGCAUUCUUUCAACCGUGCGACGGUGAGAUGAUCAUUUUGCUACACUUCCACCUGAAGCACGCGAUCAUGUUCGGCAAGAAGAAGCACCUGGACGUGCAGUUCUAUACGGAGGUGGGUGAAAUUACGACCGAUCUCGGCAAGCACCAGCACAUGCACGAUCGGGACGAUCUGGCAGCGGAGCAGGCGGAGCGUGAACUACGGCACAAGCUUAAGACGGCAUUCAAAAGCUUCUGCGAGAAGGUGGAAAUGAUGACAAAACAGCAAAUCGAGUUCGAUACACCCUUCCGGGAGCUGGGCUUCCCGGGGGCACCGUUCCGCAGCACAGUAUUACUGCAGCCGACAUCCGGCAGCUUGGUGAAUCUAACCGAAUGGCCCCCGUUCGUCAUUACGCUGGAAGACGUCGAGCUGGUACACUUCGAGCGCGUCCAGUUUCACCUGCGCAAUUUCGAUAUGAUAUUCGUGUUUAAAAACUACCAACAGAAGAUCGCGAUGGUAAAUGCGAUACCGAUGAACAUGCUCGAUCACGUGAAGGAGUGGCUAAAUUCAUGCGACAUUCGCUAUUCGGAAGGUAUACAGUCACUGAAUUGGGCCAAGAUCAUGAAAACCAUCACGGACGAUCCGGACGGGUUCUUUGACAGUGGUGGCUGGACGUUCCUCGAUCCGGAAUCGGAAGGUGAGGGCGAGGCAAACAGUGAAACGGAAGAUGAGGAGGACGAUGCGUACGAACCAACCGAUGAUGAUGAUGAGGAAGAGUCCGAUUCUGAAGAUUAUUCCGAAGCAUCCGAGGACGAUGGUACUGGAAGCGAAGAAGAUCUUGGUUCGGACGAGGAGUCUGGUAAGGAUUGGUCUGAUCUGGAGCGGGAAGCAGCCGAAGAGGAUCGAAACCGCGAAAAGGAUGAUUAUGUGGAUCGUAAUUCGACGAAGAAACGGUCCCAUCAUAGCUCGUCCAAGCAUGGCAGCAGUCGGGAUAAGAGUCACAAGGAUAAACACAAUGAUAAGCAUCGCAGCAGCGGAAGCAACAGCAAACACAACAGCAGUAGCAAGCGCUCGCGAGACGACAGCCGUGAUAGUAACCACCAUCACAAGAGCAAGAAAUCGCGAAAAUAAACAACGAACGAAGGAAUUCUCAUGCUUUCCGGUAGAGAGAGUAUACGAUUAUCAUACCGUACGGUGGUUUAUUUUCGCUGUUCGUUUCCCGGUACAGUAUAGUGCGAUAAGGUUGAUUUUUUUUUAUUAGUAUCGAUACAAUUCCACAUAUUUCGCCCUCUCUUUUCUUUGUUAAAGAAAGCUUGAUUUGUACAAUUUAGAAUGUUGUGCAUGGUGAGCAAGUUAACUUAAAACUCAACAUUAGCAUAGGAAUUCUUCAUCCCUAAUCCCCCAAAAGCUGAACAUGAUCCCCAUAUCCGGCUACUACUGUGUUUUGUUUUGCUCUCCGUGAGGUGGCUGGUUCCCCCUUCAAAACGAUAGAUUGUACUAGCAAUAGUUUCAUUUUUGUCCAUACUCAUAUUGUUCAUUUACUUUGAUGAAUUCCAACCUCAGAAGACGACAUGUUGCAAAUGUUAAAUUGUCAUGCAUCCUUCGGAUAAAACAAAUCAAACAGCAGGAGAAAAGAAAUAGCAGUGAACAUUAUCCCGUAUAUCUUAUUGAUUGCAUACAUGAAAAGUAGAAUAUACACGUAAAUGGUAAAUAUAUAUAUAUGUCAUCCUUAUGGAUAGCAAAA